GACCCUUAGGGAUAUCCGAUCUCUUACCGGAAUCUAACCGCCUCAAAUCUGCGGUCUCUAUCAGUUUCAAUCUCAAUACCAUCUCAAAUACAAUAGAUUCAGAGAUUUUAUACUCCUGCUCAUGGACCAAUAACUAAAGACAGAGCAUAUAUUCAAUGCAAUUUCAAAACCUCUUACCUUGUGCGCUGGCACAGUGCGACGGAUUGCUAGAUCCUUUUCAAAGUUUAUCUAGGCGCCGCCGGAUGACGGAUGACAUAACCGGUUGUCUACAUAUGUCAUACGCGUCAAACCAUUUUUUUUUCAUUUUCCAUUAUAAAAAAUAAAAUUGGGAAUUGAGAGCAUACCAGCAUACUCAUGUUAAAAAUGUUAAAUUAUGGUAAUCAUUUUUCAAUUAAAUUUUCUAUUUUCUAAACUAGUUACCAGAAGUAAAGAAUAUUUACGCGGUAAUAUGGUCGUCUUUUGCUGAGAGGCCCUUAUACCUAUUUAUUAGGAAAGUUUCAAAAUUGUUGGCAUAGGUUUAAACGAAAAAGAUGAGCGACCAUACGAGUUUAACUCAACAUUCAUUAUUUGCAUCCAAGCCUAGAUAUAAAUAUCGAAGUUUUGCAGCACAACAGUUUGAUUUUGUAUUUCACGGUUUGCCUUAUACUGAUAUAGAAGACCCAACAAGAAGACUUGUUAUACAUUUCCUAAAACAAACGGCCGAUAAAUUAGACAAAAAUGUGACGGAAAAUGAAAUAGAGAAAAGAGCUAAAGCAUUAUACAAGAAACAUGGAUUAUCCUGGUUCAUGCCAGUGGGCAAUGAAGAAAAGGCUCAAGCCAUCGUUAAGGAGUCUAUGAAAAAGGAAAACUUUGAUAUUGACAUUAGCGACCUCGAUAUAGAAGAACAUCCUUCACAAGAGGUUCAAAAAAAGUUAAGCUUACUUCUACAGUCAGCACACAAAGAUGAGAAUUCACCAGAUAAGGAAAAAUUCCUGUCAUAUGAAGCCCCUCCAAUAAAGCAGGAGAAAAAAAGACUGACAAGUCAAAGCUUUGAGGAUAGUGAUGACAAUUCUGUCUCAGAUAAAGAAAACAAUUUGGAGCAAUACACAACAUGCUCCUUAAUGAAGUCAGACACUACAAGACAAUUAAGGGAACGGAAUUAUAAAUUGCCCACAGUGCCAGAAGGGUCUCCAAUUAAGAAGCUACGGCUGGAUACUAUGGCCGACUUCCAGGAAGACUCGUCCCAUUCCUGUUUGAUAAAUGGAGAUGGAGCAACUAAUUGCAACAUUGCUACGCUGUUAAACAUGGGCAACACUUGUUUUUUUAAUAGCGUUUUAUAUGCACUAAGAUUUGCUCCGACAUUUUUGCAUAAUUUGCAUCAUCUAUUGGCAGAUAUUAAUUUUGUGACUGGAAAGUUAAAAGAAACCAAGACUAAAACAAGUAGCUUGGGUAGAAAUGGCAGUGCCAUAAGUGGAAGUAGCUGGAGAAGUUCGAGUAGUAAAGAUUUAUUGUCUAUAGGUAAUAAUGAUGUUAUUCCAAAAUCAAGAGAUCAAAUAGUGACUGAGAAACUCCACGCGCUUUAUAUGACAAUGAGUAAUCUGGAAACAAAGGAUUCUCCAGACCCUUAUCAACCAGAAGCUUUAUUACAGGCAAUCAGAGAUGCCAAGUCAUUAUUUGAAGGAAAUCAUCAGCAGGAUGCCCAUGAAUUUUUUGUGGAAUUACUUAGUUGCCUGAGGGUUACCUGUGACAAACUGAACCAACAGAUCGAUCAAAAUCCAGAGUUAUUGAAACCAUCCGAGACUGCUUCAGCUAACAUAAACAACAGCAAUAGCAAGUUUUUUAAUGUUAGGACUUCACGAAAGAAACCUCUGAGAAAGGCAGAGAAAAAUAAUGUGAAAGAAAAUGGCACUUCCGGAGAGACAGUGUCAAAUGGAUGCAGUCCCGAAGCAGACAGGAAAAAGUUAGGUUAUAAUUUUAUAACUGAAGAGUUUGAAGGAGUCUCUAUCCACCGAACGAAGUGUCUAGAGUGCGAGGAGAUUAGCGAACUCAAAGAGCCCUUCUUGGAGAUUCAGGUUCCAGUCAAUGCUAAAGAUGAGGAUUUUCUCUCAAACUGUCCCGAGAAUUCUAUUUUCGGCACAGUGUGCGUAUCUUCCGAAAAACUAUGUGAUCAGAACAAAUAUUUUUGUGAGAUUUGUAAUCGUUAUAAUGAAGCUUCCAGGAUGGUUGUUUACGAGAAAUUACCGAACACGAUGGUCCUUCACCUGAAGAGGUUCACCACCUCAUCAUCAGGUGUGGCAAAAGUGAAUUCGUUUGUUCCGACACCUCUAGAAAUUCGAUGUUUUUGCGAGGGGUGUAAUAAAAUUGAGAGAAAUAGGACGACUCCUCACAAAUACCGACUAAGCUGCGUUAUCAUGCACUUGGGCACCAGUAUGGCCUCGGGCCAUUAUAUUGCCUACUCCAGAGCUUCGCCACAGGCCGGAGACUACACCGACUGCUCUAGAAACAUCCCAAAGGGGUACCAGGGCAAGGAAAUCUCUGUGAGCUUCUUGAAGUUCUUCAAAUCGAAAACCUUGGGGGCCAAUCCGAUUAACGAGACGGCCCAGAACGGUUUAGGACCGAAGAACGAAGUGCAAGUGUGCCAAAGCAUCGGUUGUUGCGGCGUCCGCAAAUUAAAUAUAAACGCAGCAUCGAGGUCGGGCGAUUGGCUGGAAUUCGACGACGAAAAAGUCAAGAUUUUGUCCGACAAGGAGUUCAUGGAGAUGCUGAGCAGGAAACACAACACUACCAAUACUCCAUACUUGUUAUUCUAUUCCAAGGUCUAACCCUCACGUCUAUGCAAGUUUGUACGAUUUCUUUCUCGUUUGCGUUCGGCAUUACACUUUUUUUAGUAACGCUAGUUGUUAUGUUUUUUUUUGCGUUUCUUUUGUUGUUAGUUUAUAUUCUUGUUGUAUAUUUAUUGUUCGUUUGAAAACAGUUUGGUAAUAUAUUCUGGCCUGUUGAUUAUAUAUUUCUACUAACAGACGCUCAUUGUUUAAAAAUGUUUGAAACAAUUCAGGGCUUUUAUUAAUUUGGAAAUAACAUAAAAUAUAUAUAUGAGUAUAUUCUCUCCAGCAAGAGAUAUAAAAGAAGCAAUAUGUAGCUAAAUUAUUUUACUUUUCACUACCUCUAUUUAAAUUAAAAAUAAAAGUUCCUAUCUGUCGAUUAUAUGAGUGACACCCUGUGGAAUAUGUUAAGACAGUAAGGUAUUUAAAAAUCCUUUUAUCAUCUAUGUUCAUUCUUUCUCGAUAGUUUGUUUUUUGGUUCAUCUCAAUAGCUUUAUUUUUGUAGGAGAUAUUUGCUUUUGAAGAAGACACUAACAUUUUUUUUUAAUUUUUACAUUAAAACCAUGCGUUUGCUUUUGGUCAUAGUAAACAGACUAAGUUGUGGUCACGAAGUAGGUGUUCUUAACGUAAAAUUUGCUUUGCUUAAUCGUCUUCUUACAGUCCGUUCGUUUAUAUUUACGUUCCUUAGUUUACUAUAAAUUUGAAAAGCUGGCAAACGGCGUGACGGUUUCUCAGCAAUAAACUUACAAUAAAUCGAUUGUCUCGAUUCGAAGUUCUCAUACGAAGGUUUCUAAACGUCCAGCGUAUGAACCUGUCUUGAAGAAGCGACUGCACUAUACUUCACGCACAUCCAAAUCUGUUAGCGACAUAAUUUUGAUCUCUCAUCAUCAAUUAAAGAAUCUAUAGCGGAUACAACUUCUGGACUAAAAACCAUCUCUGCUAGACUAAGUGCCUAAGAGCCAACGGACAAUAAUAGUAUGAUUUUUCAAUAACAGUGACAUUACAUAAAUCAUAAACACUAUUUAAUAGGUCUGUUGACUGGAACCAAAAGCAAAGGCAUGGUUUUAAUGUAAAAGUUAC
Messenger RNA from Sitophilus oryzae (rice weevil), 3881 nucleotides. It is a transcript of the gene Usp1, whose product is annotated as ubiquitin carboxyl-terminal hydrolase 1. The transcript has 8 exons. The record is from RefSeq and is a predicted model, not a curated record. The coding region runs from base 531 to 2801 and encodes 756 amino acids. Gene Ontology annotation, biological process: protein deubiquitination. Gene Ontology annotation, cellular component: nucleus; cytosol. Gene Ontology annotation, molecular function: cysteine-type endopeptidase activity; cysteine-type deubiquitinase activity. NCBI's taxonomy places the organism in Eukaryota, Metazoa, Arthropoda, Insecta, Coleoptera, Curculionidae.